This is a messenger RNA of Monomorium pharaonis (pharaoh ant), 7037 nucleotides long. RefSeq names its product histone-lysine N-methyltransferase SETD1 (gene Set1). Bases 2118 to 6662 code for a protein of 1514 amino acids. The transcript is spliced from 10 exons. Gene Ontology annotation, molecular function: histone H3K4 methyltransferase activity; RNA binding; protein binding. The record is from RefSeq and is a predicted model, not a curated record. NCBI's taxonomy places the organism in Eukaryota, Metazoa, Arthropoda, Insecta, Hymenoptera, Formicidae. Gene Ontology annotation, cellular component: Set1C/COMPASS complex.
UAACUUCUGUGCAUCGAACGAGUAAUUCGUGUAGCCAAUCAGUUGCCGGAGGUAACAAGUAGUCGGGAAGUGAUUGGCUACACUUCUAUUGCGAUUGCAUAUGAAAAUUAUUUGUUGCAAUAUUCACACUUUAUGGGCCGGUUGUUCCAACUAUCUUGGUAAACUUACCUAUCAGAUAAAUAUAUGUUCGUCUUUAUUUAUUUAAGAAAAAAAAUGAAGAUAGACACAUGCUUAUCUGGCAGGUAAAAGUUUACCAAGAAAAGUUGGAACAACCGGCCCUAGGUGUGUUCAAAUUUUCCAAUUGGACUGAACACCUAUCGCACAAGAAAAGAUCCAUUCUACAUAAUACAUAAUUCACGUCUAUAAUUCAGGCCAGAAUUUACAUGCUGUGUGAUAAAAUUAUUUUUUUUAAUUUAAAAAAAUGUAAAAAAUUAAAUACAUAUAUAAAGCACAUAUUCAGAUACACGCGCGGUAUAUAAAAUAAUAAGUAAUUUACAUAGAAAUCUAGCAAGUAACUCAGCCAAUUGAAAUUAAUCGUUCAAUUAACUUAAUUAGAGAUUAGUGAAAUAACCUUAAAAAGUCUUCGCGCGUUUUACCCUUCACGGGAGAGGAACAGAGGGGAACUAAUCGGGGAUGUCAAGUAAUAGUUUUUUAAUCCUAUAAUUUGAAAGAUACAAAGAAGACCGUUCGUAAUAAAAGAUAAAGAAUGAUGUUCCUUAACAGCAGAAAGAUGAACUAGCUCGCACAAGCAAGUUUACGACCGUACGUAGAGGAGAUGCGCAAAGUGCAUCUCGCGUGCGCGAGUAGACAGGGCUACCCAACACGCUCAGGUGCGUCAAACUCCGCGCUGCCUAACGAGAGAAAGAGAGAGAGAGAGAGAGAGAGAGAGACAGAAUCGCGCGUGUCGCGAAGGGUCAGUCAGCAAGCGAGCGAGAAGGACGAAGAGAGAAGGAGAAGUAGAAAAGCUCAGUCCGUACGUUUCAUCACGUUUUAUCGGGCCGAGGACCGCGAGCCAUCAGCGGUGACGAAACGACAGCGGGACGUUCGAGAGAGGACGAUCAGUUCGAUAGCUCGAUAGUGAAUCGGGCUCGUCGGGACGCCGCGCCGUUGCGCACCAUCGCUGGACGUUUUACAAAAGUUACGCGAUCCCUGGCAGAGGUAGAGAAAGAAAUCGCAACGUAACUGAAUAAUAAGGGUCUAAAGGUUCUAACGCAGGAGAGAUAGAACGAGCGAGGAGAGGGACAAAGAAGGCGAGAAGAGAAUAGAGGCGUGGAGAAAGAGGAAGACAGAGGCAACGAAGUAAAAGCGAGAAGAAAGAUUCGCGCUGGAGCUUCGGACGUAGCGUGCAAUUAUAGGGGAUCGUUUCAACGGCGCUCUACACGAAAAAUCCUACGGCUAAGGUUAUCCUCGAUGGAUCGUCGUCGCGCGGGUAACCCAACCUAAAAAAAUAAAAAAAUAAAAAAAAAGAAGCGCCGAGAAGGGCCUUCGAGGUUAUGUGUUGCCGCUGAGGGGGGGCCGCACGACGUUGUCGCGCGAGACCGAGAGGUCGGAGCGAGAGAAAGAGAGGGACCGCAUCGCAUAAGUCCGAAGUGUCUGAAUGCGACGGCUUUCGGGAUCCCACCUGAGGAUGCAGUAUCGAUAACGCCGUACCGGGGAUCGGUAUCGAUCCAACGACAAGAGUCUCGCGUUCGCACGACGAGAGGAUGCGUCCUUGCGCGACGAUCCAUAGUGAAGUUGUCACGGCUCUAACGUGAUUACGCGCGUACGAUGAGAGAGAGAGGAAUCGCUGAGGGAUGCUCGGUAAUAAAUUGGUAAAGCUAGUCUGUAAAAGCACAAUUAUUUUGCAGUCACUGUACGAUCUCGAUCAUGUAAUCGUCGCCGCGUCUCUGAUUAAGAGAAGCGUAUACCUAUUAGGCACUUAACGUUUUGACAACGAAAUCUUCGCUAUUUUUGUAAUUGAAGUUUUAUUUUAAGUGAUGGACAGAGUGAUGUACAGCAGUUGUGCUACACCGGUUUACUAUUUAAUUUGUGUAAACACUUACUGGUUUGUUUUUCGCGUUGAUAAACACGCUUUUCUCAAAAGAUAAGUUCAUGUGAAUGGAUGAUGCUCGGAGGCAAUGAACGGCAUGGAGAGGCAUGGUCAUGGACAUGGACAUUCACACGCGCACUCGCAUCGUCACCGUCAUUCCCAUGGCAGCUCUCAGAGCACGUCGCAGAACUCCUCGAGUCAGCCGUCGUCGAAACAUAGCCAUGGACACGUGACGCAUUCGCAAAAAGAUUCGGCUGUGCCACCAGCGACCCAGAAGACCCAGAGAAACUAUAAGCUGCUGGUCGAUCCGUUUUUAGUUAAGGGAGCCACAAAACUGUGCAGAUAUGAUGGAACGGUCCCAGGAGACCCGACGUAUCCACAGGUUCAGCCUCGAGAUCCCAGAUCGCAAUUGACGAGAAUCUGGACUCGACUCGAGCAACUUGAUCUACCUGUACCUAGAUUUAAAAUUGACUCCAAUUAUUGCGGGGAACCACCGCCGCUGGAAGUAACGUUUUGCCAUUUAAAUGACAAUAUCGAUAAGACAUUCUUGAUGAACAUGGUUCAGAAAUUCGGGUCUAUAGAAGAGCUUAUUAUUUAUUACCAUCCAUUAACCAACAAACAUCUUGGAAUAGCAAGAGUAGUGUUUGAGUCAACUAAGGCAUCCAAGGCGUGUGUAGAAAAAUUAAAUAAUACAUCUGUGAUGGGUAAAGUGUUGAGGGUUUUCUUGGAUCCCUUUGGGGAAGAAUGCAAGAAGAUGUUUGAGGAAUUGACCAUUGAGAAGAAACCUGAGAAGAAAGUAGAGAAGGAAAUCCCAAAGCCACCACCAGAGCCUGAGCCAGAAAAGCAUCAGACACCAGUGGAAAAGGCUUUGCCUGAGGAAAGGGAUGACUUUAGAAAUAGUAAAAAACCUAUUUUAAGUAUUGACAAGACCAGAGAGUCGUACGUAGAGAAUUCAAGAUAUAAUAAAUACAGAGACUAUCCUACGCCAAGUGGCAGCACAGGUAGUGAUUUGGGUUACGGAACAGCGCCCAGUGAACUGAAUUAUUCUAGUAAUUACUCUCAAAAUUCUACCCCGGCUACAAAUUACGACUUUUAUUAUAGCAGUUAUCAUCAACCUCCAAGUAGUUACUUACCUAACAUCCCACAGAACGUACCAUCGCAGAAUAUACCGAUUCAACAGAAUUCGAAUGUAUGGUGGGGCAAUAAUUCUGGAUCGACGACGACAUAUUCAACUUCGACCUCCGUCUGGCCGAUUCAACAACAUGCGACAAAUUUAGAUAGUGCUGCUUCUAAUGUGACACCGGUUAAUAAUAAAACAUCCAGUGCAAAGGUGCAGCAUCACACUCCUAAAAAGGAAAAGGAGAAUCAGACUACUACGGCAAAGAGUACACCACAUGAUUCCCCUGAUGAGACUCGUAAAACGUUAGAUUUAGAUACGAGGAUUGCCAUGUUAUUGAAAGACAAAGCUGGUGGAAUGGCACCUCCUUUUUUACAAUUUGGUAGUGACUCUGAGGACGACAAGAAAUCUCAGCCUGACAAUGAGAUACUGUCAGAGCCCCCCAGUCCUUUCCUCUCACAUGAGAUAUACAAACAGUGUUUUGACAAGGUGGUAGAGAGAAAUAAAGAAAGAAGAAAAGCUCACGAGAAUAGCAUCAGUCAGUUUUCCGUGGAUGAAGAUUUAGGUAGCGUCAUAAGUUCCAGUGAGGACGAGGCGUUGUUAGGGAGUUACAGUCCCGCGCCUGAUGACGACAAUGAACCAGAACCACCUAAGGAUCCACCCCCGCCUCCGCCACCCGACGACGACAGAAUGUCUCUGAGUCCUUUGAGUUCAGGAGACGAAAAAAUUGAGGAAGUAAUAGCACAGACUGAACCUCCGAAUCAAUUAUAUCCGGCAGCUGGUUACCCAGGACAUUUAACUCAUUAUCCCUCCAAUGACGUUUAUAAUUGGCCACGACCUGCACAGUAUCCUUAUCCUUAUGGAACAACUUACUUACAGAGCCAUUAUCAACCUACAACCGCGUCUUUUUCGGCCACAAUUGGAAAUCAUCAAGGCACAAAUUAUUAUUCUUCUUUUCAAUCUCGAUUACAUGCUAUGGCAAAUUAUAACAUCACAAAAGAUCCGCAGGGACCUACCAUUAAUGGAGUGUUAAGCAGAGUUGUAAAUGAACUAAAACAAAUUCUAAAGAAAGAUUUUAAUAAGAAGAUGAUAGAGAACACAGCAUUCAAAUUAUUCGAGGUUUGGUGGGACGAAAAGAAAUCGGAAAAGAAUCAAACUCAGGGUAGCAGUGAUAAUAUUGCUAAUAACACAGCAAAAGAGGACGUGAAACCUCAAGGAUUGUCAUCAUUGUUGGAGCAAGCGACGCCAUUAGGACUUAAUUAUGACGGCUUUGGUUUGGGUAUCAGAGCUAGUAUGCCAAAGAUGCCUUCAUUCAGGCGCAAGAUCAAGGCUCCAAGCCCAUUACCACAAGAUGAGGACAGCCGGCAGUCGGGCCACGCUGAUGUAGAAACAAUUGAAAGUGACAGCGAUUUAGAUGUACCACCUGUACAAAAAACGAAGAAACCAUUGACUUCUCUUCCGACCGUCUCAUCCUCAUCUACUACGUCUUCGUCGAUCGAAAGUAGUAGCGAGGACAUUAGUUCCAGUGAAUCUUCCGACAGUUCAAAUGAAAGUUCUGACGAAGAACCCUGCUUCGAGGAUGAGCAAGAUACAGAUAGUCGAAUGUCUGAUAACAGACCUUUGGCUUGUAACAGCGAGGAUCCUGAUAUAUUGAUGGAACUCGCAAUUCAAAGGUCUUUAGACUGUCCCACACCGACCGGCAGAGAAACGCCAGUGCCAGAUAUCAAAAUUAAAGAUCAAAAUUCGACUGAUUUCCCGCAGAUCGAUGAUGAAAAUCUGGAUAGUUCGUUAACUUCUUCUAUAAAAUACGAAAGCGUUAAAGAAGAGGAAAGAAUUACCGAGAAAAUGCCUGUAACGGAGAAAAAACUGUUUGACGUGUGUAGAACCUUGGACAAAGAAGAUGUGCCAAGGAUCACUGAAGAUAAAGGAACGCAGAGCGAUGUACAACCUGCACCAAUGGUGAUAACAUUGGCAAUAAAGAAAGAGACGUUACCGGAUAAAGAGAGUUCGGCAGCGGAAGCUCUAAUAACGUUAGCUGGACAGGAUAAUAUUAUACGGCAUAGGAGUCCAGGUCCUAUACAGCCUAAUAUUAUCAGAGCGCUACAAACAAUGUCAGAAAAAUAUAUAAAUGACGAACCUAUUUUGAAGGAAAAUGAAAAGAUCGAAAUGUUUAGUGAAAUUCCUACGACUGACUCAGAGGAAGAGAGUUUAGAAAUUAGAAGACUAAGGUAUCAAGCAGAAACAGAACUUCGAUUGAAUGGACAGAGAACACCAAGUUCUCCUGGUUCUCAGGCUUCGCAAGUGUAUAUGGAACAUUCGUAUUCGUUACCACCUGCUCAACCAGAGCCUGUGGAUUCGGUGAUACGUGUACCAACCUCGAUGAAAGUAAAACAUUCAAAAAUGGUCAAAUUAACAAAGUCAAAAGACAAUACUCAUAAAAUUGAAAAACAGAAAUCUAAGAAAUAUACAAAAGUGCACAGCAGUCAUCAGAACCAUGUGGGAGAAAAGGAAAAUAUUCGAAAUGAUUAUAUGUAUGAAAAACUUCCUAAACAGGUUCCAGAACCGAUAGUCACGUACAAAGAACGAGAUCUUAUGUCAGAAAUGGCUAUUUUGUAUGAGUUUUUAACCAGAGGAAUAGACGCGGAGGACGUGGAGUACUUGAGACGAAGUUAUGAAGCUUUAUUAGCGGACGAUACUCAAGGUUACUGGUUGAACGAUACGCAUUGGGUCGAUCAUCCGCCAACGGAUGUACCGAGUCCCGCAAAAAAGAGGAAGCGAGACGAGCUGCGGUUGCACGCGAGUGGAAGCGCUAGAACGGAAGGAUAUUACAAAGUUGACAUCAGGGAGAAGGCUAAACAUAAACAUCAUUAUGCCCAAAGUAUACAGCGAAGCAACGACGUGGAAGACAGUGGCGGUUCUUAUAUUGGAGGUGAUGGUGUAAUGAAUGGUCCAAAGAAUAAUUCUAAAGCGUUGACCGGCAAGAUGCAAGCGUUGUCACGCGAGGCACGUAGCAAUCAACGUCGGUUGUUAACAGCUUUCGGAAUUGAUACAGACAGUGAUCUCCUUAAGUUUAAUCAAUUAAAGUUCCGUAAAAAACAAUUGAAAUUUGCUAAAUCUGGUAUUCACGAUUGGGGCUUGUUUGCCAUGGAACCAAUUGCGGCCGAUGAAAUGGUUAUCGAGUACGUUGGACAAAUGGUUAGACCAGUUGUAGCCGAUCUACGGGAAGCUCAAUACGAAGCUACUGGAAUCGGUAGUUCUUAUCUUUUCCGCAUCGAUUUAGAUACAAUUAUUGAUGCGACGAAGUGCGGUAAUUUGGCGAGGUUUAUUAAUCACAGUUGCAAUCCGAAUUGUUACGCAAAAGUAAUCACGAUCGAAAGCCAAAAGAAGAUCGUAAUCUACAGUAAACAACCAAUAGGAGUUAACGAGGAAAUUACUUAUGAUUAUAAAUUUCCAUUGGAGGAUGACAAAAUCCCUUGCCUUUGUGGAGCUCCUCAAUGCCGGGGUACCCUCAACUGAAUUGUUCAUUCUUUUUCCCGUCUUCUAUACUUCAUCAUACCCUACUCAUAUUUUUGUAAAUAUUUCCCCAUGUAAACAUUUUAUAAAAAUGCAAUGGAAAAUGCUAAAUUAUGUUAAGAUGCGUUCUUCCUACUUUAUUAUGAGACCUUCUCCGAGUGAUAUAGUGUGAUGUUGAGAUAAAUGUAUAAAUAAGUACCUAGGUAUGUAGAGUUAUUUUAUAGUGUCUCAUUUUUAUUUCUCAUAGACUGUUGAACAUGUUAACUGACUGAUAACAUGAAAAAAAUACAACUAAGGUUAUAAUUUGGUGCAAUUGUUGCAAUUAUAAACAAUGUAAAUAUUCUCUAUGUAUUAUAUAAAAGUGAUUUUUAAUUGUAA